CCCGCAACCUGGCCCUGAAACAGAAGACCCGGCAGUCGUCCAACAGCACCACGUUUCCAGAGAGAGGUCUGUCGUCACACGCCGUGGACGGAAACAGGCGCAACAUCUUCGAUGAACAAAGCUCCUGCAGCCAAACAGGCGUUCAGUGGGAACCCUCCUGGGAAGUUCAGUUCAAUUUGCCGGUUAUCAUUUCCAAUGUGAUUGUUUUCAACCGGGACG
Candidula unifasciata is the source of this 219-nucleotide messenger RNA. Lineage: Eukaryota; Metazoa; Mollusca; Gastropoda; Stylommatophora; Geomitridae. The record is from the annotation of a GenBank genome assembly.